This is a messenger RNA of Caenorhabditis elegans, 716 nucleotides long. RefSeq names its product Neuropeptide-Like Protein (gene F36D1.12). Bases 144 to 392 code for a protein of 82 amino acids. The transcript has 2 exons. NCBI's taxonomy places the organism in Eukaryota, Metazoa, Nematoda, Chromadorea, Rhabditida, Rhabditidae. The record is from RefSeq and is marked reviewed.
CCCAAAACUUUGUGUUUCUCUGUGAAUUUAUUUAUAAUUCUGCAAUAUAACAAAAAAUUGCACCUGCAACAUGCCAAACUUGAUUAAUUUUCGUGUAUAAAUAAGGUUAUAUUUGCGAUUUCGUUAGAUUCCAGUAAGUUACCAUGAGUUCGACUUUGCUCUGGGUUUUUGUGCUCAUGUUGGCUCCAAGUCUUGGAAAUACUAAGCCCAUGCUCCACUUCCUGGAAGGUCACCUAAGCCGUGUAGACCUCUGCCUUUCGAUGUUUGAGACUGCCGGCGUGCGUAGAUCAAAAGAGGAUAUUUAUCAAGAAUGCUACGAAAAUCCGUCUGCUUUUUUCUCUAUUGAAGCUCCAAGCACAACUACACCUCAGCCGAGUACUUCAGAAAUUUGAAAUGUUUUUUGUUGAAUGAAAAAAAAAAGUUCUAAUUGUUAAUUUUUAGUUUUCAUUUUUUAAGUUAGGAUAUUUUUAGUAAUUUAAAUCGACGUAAAAUUUUCUCCUGAUAAUUUUUGUUUUUUGAACCAUUGUUCUAUCUCUAGCGGUCGCAGAGUUGGAGGUAGCAAGAGAGCAAGAGGGCGGAGGAGAGCGCAGACGACGAGACGCUCUGCGUUUCCCCUCCCCUCACGCUCUCUCGCCGCGAAACUUUGAAGCUGCGUAUCUCUAGAGUGGGUAGAGAUAGAAAAAAGGUUUUAACGGAUAAAAUGUUCAGAAUUUUAA